Alternaria rosae is the source of this 1087-nucleotide messenger RNA. RefSeq lists its product as uncharacterized. Bases 149 to 928 code for a protein of 259 amino acids. The transcript is spliced from 3 exons. NCBI's taxonomy places the organism in Eukaryota, Fungi, Ascomycota, Dothideomycetes, Pleosporales, Pleosporaceae. The record is from RefSeq and is a predicted model, not a curated record.
GAAACCGGAUGAAUGCUACCGCGCAACACGUACUUACAACAACAUUCCCAUGUUACCCUCGGAUUCUUAAAGCUUCAGGAAACCCACCGAAUCCGGUCCGAUAACACCAGCAACCAGCUUCCACCAAAAUCAAGAGAGCUCAGGAGCUAUGACGUACGACAACGAUGCUGAGGAAAGAGGCACGUCCGGCUCGCGGACCCCACUUCUAGGGAGAUCAGCACAUCAGAGGAUAGGACAGGAAGGCGAAGGAUCUAAGUGGACAUUGAUGAAUGUGCUACAGUUCUUCUGCGGUGGCAUCUAUGCUCCUGACUCCACCACGUACGACCCCCUGGAGAUAUUGCUCAAUACCGAAGACACAGACGAGCAAGACGAGCUCACAACAUUAUGGAGAGACAACAAGCUGAGUGAGCUCAACUUUGUCGGCGUUGUGGCUGCCCUUUUGGCUGGCGUUCUCACGUCCACCGGGAGCUGGCCGAACAUCCUACCAAAUGGAAAAGAAUCGCCAUGGUCUGUGCGCACGUCAUGGUACUGCGGUAUUAUACUGUCGUUGUUCAGCAUCCUUACAGCUGCUGAUCAGACCGUACGACUGCAUCGCCUUUCAUCACAUCGCGAUGGAUUGGCCAAUAUUCGGAAGCUAAUUUCCAAGACGAAUGGCGAGAGAAGCCAUUCAUCCAAGACCGGACGUCGGACACCUAGCUUGCUACAGAUAGUCACAUGGCAAAUGCCGGUGAUGUUCUUGACCUCAGCUACUCUUUGUAUGAUUGUUGGAAUGUUCUUGCAUGUGUGGUCUGCGACUACGCACCUGCACCAUCCAACACUGUGGGACGAUAACACCAAGGUUGCCGUAACGUUUAGUACUGUCGCUAUCCUCGCAGUUGCGCUGUUCUUCGUCGGUCAAAUCUCGCUUUACUCUCCAAUUCGACAUUGAUGUCACGUACACUGAACAGAUUUGGAAUUCUGGGGGAGCCCAUAAUCGGCUCAUACCUUCAUUCCUCAGUACUACCAUAGCGACCAUUAGCAACGGCAUCGUUCUAAUCUCAGAGACGUCUCUUUAUUACUCGACUGCUAGCCGUCCCCAUUCUGAUUG